AUGCCUGCUCCAGCGUCUCAAGCCGCUCGCAAGAGAGUUGUUCACCAACUUGACACUCCCUUUUCCACUGUCUCGUGGCCAGAUGUCUCAGCAGAAGAUCAAGACACUAUUUUGGAGCUUUUAUGUGACUUACUGAGCCCUAUUGGUCAAUAUCGCCAAACACACGUCAAGAGAUCGAAGGGUAAACGUGCGGCGCAAAAGGAGAAAGAAGUCAAGAAGAUAGGGGAUGGCUCGAAAGAACCUCAGCCGCCACCAAUGCCCGAGCUCGAAGCCGAUAUAGAUGUUGGAUUUAACUCAAUUGCUAGGAAUCUCCAGUCAUGGUCGUCAAAGGACACUGAAUCUACAGCAGACGAACUUAAAAGGCAGUAUUGCAUGGUUUUCGUAGCUCGAGGCAACCAGGCCUCGGCAUUCAACUGCCAUUUUCCGCAAAUGGUUGGUACAGCAUCCAAACAACUUUCUGCGGAUAGUCAUAUUCGUUUGGUUGGGUUUUCUAAGCCCUGCUCUGAGCGCCUGAGCGCCUGCCUAGGAGUUCCCAGGGUGUCAUCCAUUGCCAUUGUCAAGGAUGCUCCUGGAGCCGGAGCUUUGCAAGAGUUUGUCAUGAAGGCAGUGGAACCAGUGGAGGCAUCGUGGCUAAAUGCAUCUUCAAGUACACAGUAUCUUGCUCCAAAGAUCAAUGCUAUAGAGACCACGGUAGGACCCAAACGCGCACGGGUUGAACAGUUUGACUAG
Fusarium pseudograminearum CS3096 is the source of this 729-nucleotide messenger RNA. RefSeq lists its product as uncharacterized. Gene Ontology annotation, cellular component: ribonuclease MRP complex; nucleolar ribonuclease P complex; cytosol. Bases 1 to 729 code for a protein of 242 amino acids. Gene Ontology annotation, molecular function: ribonuclease MRP activity. The transcript has 3 exons. The record is from RefSeq and is a predicted model, not a curated record. Gene Ontology annotation, biological process: tRNA processing; rRNA processing; intronic box C/D snoRNA processing. NCBI's taxonomy places the organism in Eukaryota, Fungi, Ascomycota, Sordariomycetes, Hypocreales, Nectriaceae.